AUGAGGGAACACAACCGCCGAUCACCGACUCCAAUCACCCACACCAUCCCAGGUUAUUAUGGCACGGUCGGUUCCGGCCAGCUAGGUUCGUUUUCCGACCAUUUCCUUGCCGCCGGAUUCCGGCCGGAAGUUCAAACAGCUGUCCCGGAAUCGGCUCAGAUUUCAACGGAUCCAGUCGCCGGAAUGAUCGACCUGGGAUCAAAUCUCUCCAGUCCAAAGGAUAAUCACUCGUCUUCUCUAACAAAUCAAUGUGAAAUAAAUGAAUUAAAACAUCAAAAACAAUAUCGAUCAGCUGAAUCUAUCAAUACAUGUAUGACUAAAGCACGUUUAUCUGGUAUGAUACCGAAUUUGUUUUCUUCACAUCGUCCACGUAGUGCCAAUUGCUGA
This is a messenger RNA of Adineta ricciae, 387 nucleotides long. NCBI's taxonomy places the organism in Eukaryota, Metazoa, Rotifera, Eurotatoria, Adinetida, Adinetidae. The record is from the annotation of a GenBank genome assembly.